UAUGGGGCUGGAACCUUGGGCUGGAGAGGAGAGCAUUCCUCGCUCUUCAAGGGGGACCUCUGCAGCUGAGAUAGCCCUCCUGAUUUUGAACUGCCAUAGGACAUUAUUAGAUUUCAUCAUACAGGAACAUUUCCCCUCAGUAGAUGUCAAAGAACCUAAUAGAUAUGUGGACUUUUUUUCUAUUGUGGUAUCCAAGACAGCACAACUUAUUGCCCUGUGGAUGUCUGUUGGUUUUGCUCAUGGUGUUUGUAAUACUGAUAACUUCAGUUUGUUAUCCAUUACAAUUGACUAUGGUCCAUUUGGUUUUAUGGAGGCCUAUAACCCAGAUUUUGUACCAAACACAUCUGAUGAUGAAAGAAGAUAUAAAAUAGGAAACCAGGCCAAUAUUGGGAUGUUUAACUUAAAUAAAUUGUUACAAGCUCUAAACCCAUUACUGGAUCCAGGGCAAAAGCAGCUCGCUGCUCAGAUUCUUGAGGGGUAUCCUAUCCUUUAUUAUACAAGAUUUGGAGAAUUAUUCAAAGCCAAAUUGGGAUUACUUGAAGAAAGGAAGGGUGAUGAUGAUUUAAUUGCAUUUCUCUUACACCUCAUGGAAAAGACAGAAGCUGAUUUUACCAUGACAUUUCGGCAGCUCAGUGAGAUUACUCAAAGCCAGUUACAGGAGCUCAAUAUUCCUCAGCAAUUCUGGGCACUGAAGGUGACUUCAGAGCAUGAACUCUUCCCUGCCUGGGUGUCCCAGUACCUUUUGAGACUGAAGAGACACUGAUUCAAGGUGAUUUUUAAUUUUUUUCAAUACUUGUCUUGUGAGAUAAUUCCCACCCUUUUGAAAAAAAGAUAAUUUGGGGAGACAGUAGGUAAUUUUUCUUUUCUUU
Messenger RNA from Miniopterus natalensis, 869 nucleotides. RefSeq lists its product as uncharacterized. Lineage: Eukaryota; Metazoa; Chordata; Mammalia; Chiroptera; Miniopteridae. The record is from RefSeq and is a predicted model, not a curated record.